AUGCUUCAUCUGGAGCAAAAAUGGAGAAGCCAACUACCUACACAGAGUGGAGGUUUAAAGAGAACUAAGGUUAGUACAACUGGAGCAUACUCAUCCUCAUCAAACCCAGAUACACCGUUGGCAGACGAAUCCGGUGUGGACUCUCCUGUUCGCCCACAAAGGGUUGAUGCAACUGGAAGGAGAGGCUUGUCACCACUCCAAAAAUGCACCGCUGCGAUACGAAUGUUAGCAUAUGGCGUAGCAACUGAUGUUGUUGAUGAUUAUGUGUGUAUAGACGAGAGCACUACAAUUGAAUGCUUGGAAAAAUUUGUUGAAGGUGUCAUUUCGGUGUUCGAGGAUGAAUACUUGCGAAGACCAAAUCCGAAUGAUGUACGACGCCUGCUACAAAUGACGGAGGAUCGUGGCUUUCCUAGCAUGUUGGGUAGCAUUAACUGCAUGCAUUGGCAAUGA
Molecule: messenger RNA, 450 nt
Organism: Arachis duranensis
Lineage: Eukaryota; Viridiplantae; Streptophyta; Magnoliopsida; Fabales; Fabaceae
Exons: 2
Coding region: 1-450 (149 amino acids)
Source: RefSeq, a predicted model, not a curated record